This is a messenger RNA of Soboliphyme baturini, 735 nucleotides long. The record is from the annotation of a GenBank genome assembly. Lineage: Eukaryota; Metazoa; Nematoda; Enoplea; Dioctophymatida; Soboliphymatidae.
AUGUUCGGAAAAAACUAUGUCUGCACGUAUAUUGCGCAGUAUUUAUACAGGAAGGGCAUGCAAAGUCAGUUCGUACAUCUGUUCAUCGGCAGUUUGCAUUUCCCACACGAUCAAGAAGUCCAAACCUAUCAGGACCAGCUUCGUCACUGGGUCAAAGGAAAUGUGACCCGUUGCGAACGUUCCCUGUUUAUUUUUGAUGAGGUUGACAAAAUGGCUCCCGGUACCCUGAACGCCAUUAAGCCGUUCUUGGACUUUCACGACAAAAUAGACGGGGCUGACUUCCGCAAGAGUAUAUUUAUUUUCCUAAGCAACAGUGGCGGAAAUGAUAUUACGAAGCGAACAUUACAGCACUGGAAGCAGGGAGAGUCACGAGAGUCGAUUACCCGGGCUGAAAUGGAGAACAUCAUCACUCUGGCAGCGUUCAAUGAGGAAGGCGGUUUCAAGUACAGUAGGUUGAUCGCUUCGCACCUCGUCGAUCACUUUGUACCGUUCCUGCCGUUGGAGAAAGAGCACAUCCGCAACUGUAUCGUUGACUACUUAGUGCUGCGUGGUUUCGAUGCCCAAUUGGUUUCCGAAGAGAAACUGUUCGAAAUCGCUGACUCGUUGCAGUACUAUCCGAAAGAGUUCGGAGUAUACUCUACCUCUGGUUGUAAGCGCGUUGUUCAAAAGGUGGAUCUGUUUCUCGGUGAAGAUCAAGAGCUUCAGAAGCAGCUGCUGAUCAAUGACAACAUUUAG